AUGGAAGAUUCACAGCGGAUGGUACGACGCCACUACCGCGAAAAGAAAGAGCUGCAGGCCCGCAUCCAGAGCAUGAAGAACUCUGUCCCCAAGAGCGACAAGAAGAGAAGAAAGCAGUUGCUCCUCGACGUGGCCCGCCUCAAGGCCGAGAUGGAGCAGAAGCACCAGCAGGAGCUGGAGAAGUUCCAAGAGAGUUUUCCCGAUGACAGCAACCUCGAUUCUGUCACUGAAGAUCUUGCCAAGAUGGAUCUCGAGAACCAGCCUCCCCGCCUCGCAAAGGCACAAAGAAGGCGCGAACGAAGGGCGGCCGCGGAGGGAGCGCGCCUGGAGAGGAUCGCUGAGGUGGAGGCGGAGCGUCAGGCCGGCUUCCGCCACGACGACGAGGAAGAGAAGCUCUCCGCCAUCCUGGAGGCCAGAAAUCUGGAGAUGAAGGAAAUCCCAGCCGACGGCCACUGCAUGUACCGCGCCAUCCAAGACCAGCUGGUGUUCUCGGUGACCGUGGAGAGCCUGCGGCGUCGCACCGCCAACUACCUGAGGAAGCACGUCGACGACUUCCUGCCCUUCUUCAGCUACUCCGAAACCGGCGACGCCUACAGCCGCGACAGCUUCUUGAGUUACUGCGACGACAUCGUGCACAGCGCGUUGUGGGGAGGCCAGCUCGAGCUGAGGGCCCUGUCGCACGUCCUGCAGACCCCCAUCGAGGUGAUCCAGGCCUACUCUCCCGUCCUCGUCAUCGGGGAGGAGUACGCCAAGAAGCCGCUCACCCUCGUCUACCUGCGCUACUCCUGCAGCCUCGGGGAGCACUACAACUCGGUGAAGCCGCUGGAGGCCGGCGCCGUCGGGGGCGCCGCCCCGCGCCUCUUCUAGGCCCUGGCGCCGCCGAGCCUGCCACC
Messenger RNA from Equus quagga, 893 nucleotides. RefSeq names its product OTU deubiquitinase 6A (gene OTUD6A). Gene Ontology annotation, biological process: protein K11-linked deubiquitination; protein K27-linked deubiquitination; protein K33-linked deubiquitination. Lineage: Eukaryota; Metazoa; Chordata; Mammalia; Perissodactyla; Equidae. Gene Ontology annotation, molecular function: cysteine-type deubiquitinase activity. The record is from RefSeq and is a predicted model, not a curated record. The transcript has a single exon. Bases 1 to 867 code for a protein of 288 amino acids.